This is a messenger RNA of Carassius gibelio (silver crucian carp), 7391 nucleotides long. RefSeq names its product PR domain containing 16 (gene prdm16). Gene Ontology annotation, biological process: regulation of transcription by RNA polymerase II. The record is from RefSeq and is a predicted model, not a curated record. NCBI's taxonomy places the organism in Eukaryota, Metazoa, Chordata, Actinopteri, Cypriniformes, Cyprinidae. Gene Ontology annotation, cellular component: nucleus. Bases 111 to 3815 code for a protein of 1234 amino acids. The transcript is spliced from 16 exons. Gene Ontology annotation, molecular function: protein binding; histone H3K9 methyltransferase activity; RNA polymerase II cis-regulatory region sequence-specific DNA binding.
CCUGUGCGCAUGUGCGAAGGUGUCCAAACUGACAAUGCUCGUGAGAUGAAGAUAGCGCUGCUGCUGCUUCUGAGCUCAAGGAGGACGCGAGGAAUCUACAAGCCGACAAGAUGAGAUCCAAGGCGAGGGCGAGAAAACUGGCCAAAAAUGACAGUGAGGCAGUAGACAGCAUGUACGACACAGAGCCCAAUCUCGUGACAGGCGAGAGCGCAGAAGAGGAGACAGAAGACAGCAUCAUGUCCCCCAUUGCGGUGGGGCCCAUGUCCCCUCAGCCCUGCAAUGAGGACUUCACUCCUAAAGAGGGCUCACCCUACGAGGUGCCCGUCUACAUUCCCGAUGAUAUUCCCAUCCCUGCCGACCUGGAGCUCCGUGAGUCGUCCGUUCCAGGGGCUGGCCUAGGAAUCUGGGCCAAAGUCAAAAUCGACAUGGGAGAACGCUUCGGACCAUACAACGAACUGCUGAACACCACGGUGAAAGACACCACUUAUGGAUGGGAGCAAAUGCUGAAUGAUCAUGAAACAUCGUCUCAAGACAGCUGUAUUAAGAAGGUUAUGGACAACAUGGGUAACGUGAAGUUCUGUCUGGACGGGGCUCUGGAGGCCAGCGGGAGCUGGCUCAAAUACGUGCGCACUGCCCCGUCCCAUGAAGAGCACAACCUGGCCAUAUGCCACAUCAGCGAAGAUCAGAUCUACUAUAAAGCUAUUAGAGAUAUUGAAAUAGGGGAGGAGUUACUGGUUUACAUGAAGGACGGAGUUUUCCCCGAGGGCUCAAUGGCACCGAACCUGGAAGAUGAGCCGAUGUACCGCUGUGAACACUGUGAUGAGCUCUUCACAUCAAAGCUGGAGCUACGGCGGCAUCAGAAAUACUCCUGCAGUAGCAGCAACUCUAUCUUUGACUCGCUCAGUGAAGACUUCAAACAGGAGCGCGAAGACAGCGAUGAGCCGGUGCACGAGUGCAAGGACUGUGAAAAGAUCUUCCCUAGCGAGUACAGUCUCGGGCAGCAUAUGAUCGUGCACACAGAUGAGAGAGAGUAUAAGUGUGACCAGUGCCCCAAAGCUUUCAACUGGAAAUCCAACCUCAUUCGCCAUCAGAUGUCACAUGACAAUGGCAAGCGCUUCGAGUGUGAAAACUGUGAUAAGGUGUUCACAGACCCCAGCAACCUCCAGCGCCACAUCCGCUCUCAGCACGUCGGUGCCCGAGCCCACACCUGCCCUGAGUGUGGCAAGACCUUUGCCACCUCCUCGGGCCUCAAGCAGCACAAGCACAUACACAGCAGUGUCAAGCCUUUCAUCUGUAAGUCUGAGCAGUCUUGUCUAAGCCUCAGAUACAAUUACCAGUGUCCAAAGACCUCCCGGCUAGCUCCACCCCAAGAUUGUGACAGCUGUUGUUUUAUAGGUGAGGUGUGUCACAAAUCGUAUACCCAGUUCUCUAACCUGUGCCGUCACAAACGGAUGCAUGCUGACUGCCGCACCCAGAUCAAGUGUAAAGACUGCGGGCAAAUGUUCAGCACUACCUCCUCCCUCAACAAGCAUCGGCGAUUUUGCGAGGGCAAGAACCAUUAUAAUCCCGGAGGCAUAUUCACGCCGGGCAUACCUAUGACAUCCAGUCAUAUUUUAGGCAAGUCCAAGUCUCAUCCUGGCUUGAACCAUAGUGGACUUGGUUUCGGAGAUUACUUCCCAUCCAGGCCGCAUCAUCCAGGUUUGCCCUUUUCCCCAACACCCCCUGCAUUCCCAGCCCUUUCCCAUGGCUUCCCAGGGAUCUUUCCCCCAUCGCUAUAUCCUAGACCGCCAUUGUUACCUCCUAGUCCUUUGCUCAAGAGCCCAAUUAGUAAUAGUCAAGAUGGGAAGCUGACCCCUUUUGAUGCUCCGACUCUUUCUGCCGUCCCAUCCAUGAACAACAGCAAUGGCAAUGUAGGGAGCUGUCUCAGCAGCCAGUCAGAGGAUAAUCGAGAGUCCAAACUGGACUUGUCGUUCCACGACAACAAGAAUAAAGUGAAGGUGAAUGAAAUGUCAGAUGGUAGUGACUUGGAAGAUGUUAACACGUCUAGCGGCACAGAUCUAGACACCACCACUGGCACGGUGUCUGGCUCAGAUCUAGAGAGUGAGGCGGAAAGCGAACGGGAGAAGAGCAGGAGGAAACCAGUGCAGGAGAGCAAGCAGGACGAAGUGAGCAGCAGUUCAGUAUCUGUCUCUAGUUCAGGGAACCUCCCUUGCGAGCGUCCUUUCCUCUCAUCCCAGCAUUCCUUUUUCCCACCGCCAGAGGAGCAAGCACUUCCACCCUCCGGGGCCACCACUGACUCCAUUAAAGCCAUUGCCUCCAUUGCAGAAAAGUAUUUUGGCCCAGGCUUCAUGGGCUUGCAGGAGAAGAAGAUGGGCUCCUUAAACUACCAUUCCAUGUUCCCUUUCCAAUUUCUGCCCAACUUUGCACAUUCCUUGUACCCAUUCACAGACAGAGCACUCAAUCCUGGCAUGUUCUUCAAACCUGAGCCUAAAUCCCCUCGUGAGCACAUACAGAAAAUACCUACGGCCACUGGUGCAGAUUCACCCUUUGACCUAACUACCAAACCCAAGGAGGUCAAACCUCUUCCUCCUCCCCCCAGCAAACCAGCCUUGCCAUCCAAUACCCCCUUGGCCCCUGGCGAGGAACAACCUCUGGACCUCAGCAUAGGCAGUCGAAGCCGAGCCAACCAGAAUGGUGGCACACACGAACAGCGCAAGAAUCACGCCUAUGGCGCAAACUGCAAAGCAGCUAAAGAUGAACACCCAGCACUAACCCAGUCCCAGAACUUGCACCAGCCCCAGAUGCCUCAGCCGCAAGCAUCCCUUUCCCAGCCACCUCCUCCCCAGCAGCAGCCGUCGCUCCACUACGCCAAGCCCUCGCCAUUCUUCAUGGACCCCAUCUACAGCAGGGUGGAGAAGAGGAAGCUAAUAGACCCAGUAGGAGCUUUAAAGGAGAAGUACCUGAGGCCGGCACCACUACUCUUCCAUCCUCAGGUGUCUGCGAUGGAAAACAUGACUGAGAAAUUGGAAAGCUUCAGCGCUCUGAAACUGGAUGCUCCCAAUUCUCUCCAGCACUCCUCACACCACCUUUUUAACUUCCGCUCCCCGCCUCCCUCUCUCUCCGAUGCCAUCUUACGCAAAGGCAAGGAGCGAUACACCUGCAGGUACUGUGGGAAAAUCUUUCCCAGGUCAGCUAAUCUUACAAGGCACUUACGAACACACACAGGAGAACAACCCUACAGAUGCAAAUACUGUGACCGUUCAUUCAGCAUCUCCUCCAACCUCCAGCGACAUGUUCGUAACAUUCACAACAAGGAAAAGCCUUUCAAGUGCCACCUUUGCAAUCGCUGCUUCGGUCAACAGACCAAUCUGGACCGCCAUUUAAAGAAACAUGAACAUGAGAAUAUUCCAGUGAGUCAGCAGUCUGGGAUCCUCUCAAAUUUAGGAACAAAUAUUUCCUCACCGAACUCUGAGUCUGACAAUCAUGCACUUUUGGAUGAGAAGGAGGACUCAUAUUUCUCAGAGAUUAGGAACUUCAUCUCCAAUAGUGAGCUGAACCAGGCCUGUAGCUCCUCGGAGAAAAGAUCAGAGUUGACGGAGGAGGAGGAGCCUCAGAGUCACGCUCACACCACCUCAAAACUGGAGGAAGAUGAGGAGAUGGAGGGAGAUGAUGAAGACGAGGAAGGCUCGUUGACAGAAAAGUCACAGGACGAGACGGUCUCUCCCGCCACUAUGGUGCAGGGCACCUACGACGAGGACGAGGAGCCGACCGCUCUCCCGAUGUCUUACGAACACACGCGCAGGCUUAUGCAAUGAUGCUCUCUCUGUCUGAGAACACCAAUCUGCAUUCAUCCUCCCAGAACUCCUUGGAUGCCUGGCUCAACAUGGGAGGAGGGCCGUCGGAGACGAGCUCCUUUCACCCCCUCAACAACAUCUGAGAACACCAACAAGACAAAAGAGAGAUGGAGGGAGAAAGGAGGAGAGGGCGAGAGACCAACACGAAGAUGCGUCAAAAAGAGCUUGUGAAGGCUAGCAAUGCCACAGUAGACGAACCACCACUAUGCGCGCAAGGAGGAGAACGUACUGUUGAGUGAAACACAGACGGGAGAGUUUUAAAACCGUGAAGGAAAUCAGCAAAUCCCAGCCAUACAGCAUCUUUCCUGUCUGCAACUAGCCACUAUAAUGAAGUUCCCUCCUCAUCCGCUGAUUCAAGAGGCAGCCAUGCAUUCGAAUGACUCUCAAAUCACCUCUCCACCUCAUUUUCAAUGACAUGCAUUUCAUAGAGACUGCUCUCGAGGGUCUUCUCUGAGGAGCCCAAGAAGGCUUGAGUGGACAGUGUAGUUGAGUGUUUCUUCAACUGGAGAUUUGAACACAGCAUUCCAUUCUCACGUUGAUUUUCUACAGCACUGUACCAAGGUUUCCUUUUCUAUUAACUCACAGCCGAAGUCUUACAGUAGAUCAUUACGGUAGACAUCAACAUUGAUUUCCAAUGGCAAUAGAAGCACUUAAGUCUAGCCCACAACUAGCAUGCUAACUUUCCCCUGAAGGCUCAAUGCCGUUUCUAAGCCACUGUCUCAAAAAGUAAAUGCUGGAAGUCACUGGGAAACCUCUGAGAUUUGUGUUGGGCUGUCUGAUCUUGUCUCGUCCCCAGCCGGAUCAUCAUAUGAUAAAUCACGCAUCACGGUCAUUGUAAUUAUUGUUGUUAUGGUAAAUAUCUUAGCUCUUUAGUCCCAACGGAUUUUUUUUUUUUUUUUUUUUUUUUUUUUUAAAGAGUUAAAUUAUUCUCCAGUGGGGCAAUUGGAAAACUUUUGUCUUUUUCUUGCAUUGAGUGUUUUCUAUGGGAAUUGUUCUUCAGUAAACAGUAUUGUUUCUUUUUAAGCCAUCUGUGCUUAAAUGUUAAUAUAAUUCUUAGUGAAGGACCAAAUUUGUACAAUAUUGUUGUAUGAUGUACAAACUAAGUUAACCAUUGGUAGCAGAGAGCGUUGUGUGCCAAAUAAGCCCUUUUUCUUUCUUUUUUUUUUUGACAAUCAUUUUCCCAAGUGGUCGCCUCCUUAUUUAUUUAGUUUUUUUUUUUUUUUUUUUUUUUUUUUUUUUUUGAUUAAUGAAAAAUGAAGAAAAAAUUACCCACUUGUUUGAAGGAAUGAAAUUACUGAAAUAUCAUGGAAAUUCUGAAUUGUUCAAGCUCUUCGUAAAGAAGCAAGUUGCCAAAAUCUGAGUUACAAAAUGCGUUUAUAUUAUGAGCACAUAAUCAUGAAGUCUGCUUUAUGAUGCAUAAGUUUAACCAUUUAAAAAUGUAGGCACUGUGUGAUUUAAGAAAACACUUUUUGACUACAAUAUCAGGUAACUCAGUAGAGGGGGCAUUAUAUGUUGACAUUGUUACACAUUUUAAGCAUCUUCAUAAAGGAAAUGGGUCGACAGUGUAUCUCUGGGUUCAAAUCGCAUGUUUUCAAUGUUCCAUUUGUUUGGGAAGAGCCAUAUACAUCAGCCAGUCCUAAAUAUCAUAUCUAAUUCUAUGUUAUUCAAGUACUUCAUAUUUGCAUCCCAUAAGAGACACCAUAAGCAAUUUAUUCAUUCAUUCAUUCAUUCACAAGAGCAUAGAGAGGUGCCCAAAUCCAUGAGUCUUCAUCUAACUCCUGAACUGUGAAGCCAGCGAAUGAAUCAUAAACAGCUGAAUGCAUAUCAUGAAUGUGUAGAGUAGAUUUAAUACGUAGGUUAGGAGUCAGACUUACCUUCUCUGGAUUGAAUGUCUUUUUGGUCAGGAACUCUUACUCUCCUCACAUCUUUCUGGAUGUUUAAUAACUCUCUGAAAUCAGCACUUAAAUCGAACACAUACCCCUGUCUGGCUAGUUCAUACUUUCUUUUACACCUUAAUACUGAUUUUAAUGAAAUUUUCUAAGCAAGGCUGGUUUUAACAAGCACUUUAACUCUUUGGUCAAACAGGCGUUUUUAUCAGAUGCUUUCAAAUAAAAACAUAAAAAUAAAUUCAAGCGUUGUUAGAAGAACUUGUUGGUUUUGAACAUAAGGAAUAAACCAGGCACCAUGGACUUGACUGGCCUUUCACAGGGAAUCCUUCUGCUUGAUAAUGCUGUGUAAAAACUUUAGGCAGUGUCGUAUUUCAUUAUACUAUCACUGUGUAAUCUUACCUAUUUCAUUCUGUAUCUCCUCACUAUAUAAUUUACUCAAACCCUUGAGUAAAAGGCCUGUUUGAUGCAUAGGAUUGCUGGGGAUGUAAUGGGAUUACGAGUAUGGAGAAGUCAUGUCACAUACUACUGUACUUAGCAAGCGCUGUAGGUGAAGAAAUUGACCCACACUGUUCAAAUCAUGGAAAAUGGUCAAAAAAAUUAACAAUGCAGAUAUCCUUGGCCCACUGUUACAUUGCAAACAAACGUACCAUUUCAAAAACCAUAGAUAAUGUGGUUUCUAUAAAAAAAGUAAAGAAAAGUGUAUAGUAUUUCAAAAAAGAAAAAAAGACAUUGAUAUGUCUGAAAAUUCAUUUUAAACAUGGGUUUGAAAAUAGAUGGUGCUUGUUUCAUUUGGAUAUGAGUUGUAUAUUGCUUAUGUUAUGUUUAUUAAAAAUAUUGUGCAUGACUUGUGUUUUAGAGGUCAUAAUGGUGUCCAUUUGUGAAAUGUGUAUCUUAAAUUAAAAAGAAAAAAAAAAAUGAACUUGUAGAUGCACUUAUUGUACAUGUGGUUAGGUUAGUAGGUUUGACUUUAAGUCCUGUCACUGCCUUAAAUACUAUGGGCAGAUGGUUAUUGAACUGAACAAUAUGCUUGUGGGAGAGAAAUAAUGACAAAAUUUAAGGAUUGUAGAAUAAUACUGAGAAAAUUCUGAAGUUCUUUUUGAUGCUUGUGAUUACUGAGGAUGUACUUUAGAGCAAUUUCAUGGAAAACACAUGAUUCUGAUGUUAAUUCUGUAGAAUAGAUAUGUAAACCAAAUGUAAUCUUUCCAAUGCUAUGAAGAAUUUAUACAUGAAAUUGAUAUGCAAUAAAAAAAAAACCUGUGUGCUUUUUAUAUGAAUGCUGUUUUUUUAUUCAUUAGAAUAAUGUACUGUAGGUGUAUGUGUUAAUGAGGGUACCAGUUGUUUGUGGAAAUGUUCCAAAUUUGCAGAGGUGAUAUCUAGGCAAACAAUAAAAAUUUUGAAGUAGUUUUUUUUUUUUUUUGUUACUUCUUGCUUAAUAUCUUAAUUUUAACAAAUUAAUAUUGAUUCUUAAACCCCAAGGUUGUAAAAUGAUGUGUUGGUGUGGAAGUAAAUAAAAUAAAGUUCAAUAAAAGUAAAUUCAUACAUAUUAUUGUAUGACAAUAUUGUAUGAUGGGAUUAUUCAUACCUCAAGGCUCAGUACUAGGACUGUUACUUUUCAAUUUUUUUUUUUUUAUUUAUUUUUUUUUUUUUU